UCCAUCCACCUUCACCUUUCCCUUCUAAUUCAUCGGAAAACACACCACUUCCCGCCUCACAACAGAAAAAAUGGUAUCCCAUGGUUGUUCGAGCUUCAUUUCCGGCGGCCUGUUUCUUUUUCUUUUUGGAUUUGUGUCGUUGGUUCUUCACGCACAAGCUGCCACCAAGAAGUAUCAGUUUGAUGUACAAGUGACUAACGUGAGCCGAUUGUGCCAUGCAAAACCAAUAGUGACAGUAAACGGAAGAUUUCCAGGUCCUACCAUUUACGCUCGAGAAGGCGAUAGAGUUGUCAUCAACGUCUCAAAUCAUGCACAAUAUAACAUGUCCAUUCACUGGCAUGGGUUGAAACAAUAUGCGAACGGGUGGGCAGACGGACCAGCAUACAUAACACAGUGCCCAAUCCAAACAGGAAGUAGCUAUGUCUACGACUUCAAUGUCACCGGACAAAGAGGGACAUUGUGGUGGCAUGCUCAUAUUCUUUGGCUCCGAGCUACUGUUUAUGGUGCCAUUGUCAUUUUACCCCAACAAGGAACUCCAUAUCCGUUCCCUAAGCCCGAUGGUGAACAAGUCUUGGUGUUUGGAGAAUGGUGGCAUGGUGAUGUUGAAGAUAUUGUAAAGCAAGGGAAUGCAAUGGGUUUGCCUCCUAACAUGUCUGAUGCUCACACCAUCAAUGGAAAACCUGGCCCACUCUUUCCAUGCUCAGAAAAACAUACGUUUGCCAUGGAAGUCGAGCAAGGCCACAACAUGACGGUGGUUGAGAUUGACGCUGUGUACACAAAACCCUUCACAACCGCCGUUAUACUAAUAGCUCCGGGUCAAACCACUAACGUUUUGGUCUACGCCAACAGUGCUCCGGGAAGGUAUUUCAUGGCGGUCCGCCCAUUCCAAGACGUUCCUAUUCCGGUCGACAACAAAACAGCCACCGCAAUCCUCCAGUACAAAGGCAUUCCCAAUACCGUUCUACCAUCACUCCCUCAAUUGCCAUUGCCAAAUGACACUGCGUUUGCACUAACCUAUAACGAAAAGCUCCGGAGCCUCAACACUCGUAAUUUUCCGGCGAAUGUUCCUUUAAAAGUUGACCGGAAUCUGUUUGUGACUAUUGGGUUAGGAAAAAGUGUGUGUCCAACUUGCGUUAAUGGAACCCGACUUUCUGCUUCACUUAACAACAUUACGUUUGUGAUGCCACAAACUGGACUCCUUCAAGCUCACUACUCGAAGAUAAAAGGGGUGUUUACUUCUGAUUUCCCCGAUAAGCCACCUAAAGCUUUUAACUACACCGGUGCACCUUUGACUGCUAAUCUUUUCACUUCUCAUGGAACAAGACUCAGCAAAAUUGCCUUCAAUUCUACUGUUGAACUUGUGAUCCAAGACACCAAUUUACUAAGCGUUGAGUCCCAUCCGUUUCAUCUUCAUGGAUACAACUUCUUUGUGGUUGGAACAGGGACUGGGAAUUUUGAUCCGGCUAAGGAUCCGGCGAAGUAUAACUUGGUGGAUCCACCAGAAAGGAACACCGUCGGUGUUCCUACCGGCGGCUGGUCUGCCAUUCGUUUCAGAGCUGAUAAUCCAGGUGUUUGGUUUUUUCACUGUCAUUUGGAGUUGCAUACCGGAUGGGGAUUGAAGACGGCGUUUGUGGUGGAAGAUGGAACCGGAAAAGACCAGGCUGUCCGAAGAAAUUCUCUCUUCCCCGCCGACGAAAAUCGAAUUAAGGCUUACAAAUUCCGGCGAUUAGCACCAGCCGUCUCGCCGACGAGUCUUCCUCACCGACGAGUCCAGCUGCUCUCCUUCACUGCUACAUCAUCCAUACCCAUCAUAUUUCAACAUUGGAAUUGGCCAUCACAGCAAGACGAACAGAUGGCAGAAGUCGCGAGGGGACAUGGAGGAGACGGUGGGGAUAGACCACCACACGGGGUCGCACGCGGUGUACCAUCGGGUUGCCAAUCUUCACAAGCGAAGAAUGUGAAUGUGAAUAAGCGUGGCAAAGGGAGAAACUUAAAUUUGUAUGAUGAGUAUGAAAACGACAAGCACUUAUUUUGAUCUAAAUAGGUACCGGGGCACAGACUUGUGGGAACCCCUUCGAGCGGGUAUCCAAGCAAACAUGCAAAGAGCUUAUCGAGACUGCAAGCAUGACAUGAAAAAACAUUUUGAUAGAGUUGGUGGAUAUCAUAAUGUGGAAAGGGCAAGAAGAUGUCCACUGACUGAUUGGUCCGCCGAAGCUUGGAACAAAAUGAUUGAUUUGUUAUUUUUGACUGAUGAAUACAAACGCACGUCGGCCAAAAAUAAAAUUUGUAGGUCGAAACUUCCGCACACAAGUGCUCACGGAUGUAGAUCCUAUGCUCAACGACGUUAUUUAGAGGAUAAAAUGGGACUCAAGCCGCAACAUGUUGAGGGUUGGAGACAAAUGCGCUACAAAGAAGGUUCGUGUUGGUGUAUAAGUCGAGCACAAGAAGAUUGGGAGAAAGUUCAAGAAGAAUAUGAGAAAAUGCAAAGCGAGGUUGGGUAAGGCGGAAUAGUAGACGAGGAAGAAUGUUUAGAACGUGCCCUUGGGACGAGACGCGGGCAUGCUCGCGGGGUGGGUAGGAGACCAACCGCCAACUUCGGUUUAAUUCCAAAUGAACGACCUUCCACUUCAAAAUCGUCCCAAUGUCAACCCCAAUCUCAAUCCCAAUUUGAUGCACAACAAAUGCAAGAAUACUUGCAACAAUAUAAUGCAUCAUUAGCGACAUGUAUUUCGGGCUUCCAACCACCACCAUUUCCUAACUUUCUAUUCAACUAUAACACACAAGCAAGUACCUCUCAACAAGUUGCCGAAAGGAUGGAAGAAGAAGGAGAAGAAGAAGGAGAAGAA
Messenger RNA from Lactuca virosa, 2846 nucleotides. Lineage: Eukaryota; Viridiplantae; Streptophyta; Magnoliopsida; Asterales; Asteraceae. The record is from the annotation of a GenBank genome assembly.